AUUAUCUGUUGAGCAAACUACGACUAUUACGGUGAUCGAGUGACUACUCUGACUUCGUUUCCUUUUAUUGAUUUUGAUAGACCUGAAAAUAAAACUAUUGUAUUCUUGAUUUUGUAUUUAUAAAUUAAACUCUUCCAACUACUUGUUGAAAAAAGUGUUCUCAAGAGUAGGAAGUAGAGCUCAAAUAGAGAUCGGCUUGUUACCCUGACCCUCGGUCAAGUUGAGAGAUUCGCGAAUUUCGUCGAACGCUCUUCUAUAAUACUGCGUUUGUUCUCAAUACCUAGUAUAAAUACAUUUCAGUCUACGGUUGAUUAUGACGAUCGAUUUCAGUGUUCUUCACGUGAACCUAGUUGAAGAACAUAUUAUUUAGCACCUAUCUCCGUAGGACGAUAUCAAGAAAUCGUCGGCUUUUUGUGGUUGAAUGUAGCCAUUGAAGUCGUACUCUUGAAAUAACAAAAAGUUCAGUGCAGUUUUUCGUGAAGUUAUCUAUAAUUAGCAUACAAUUAGUUAAGGAUCGUAGAACCAAUCAAUGAUACGAGAAUUUUACGACAGUUCGGAUGAAGAUGACAUGGAUAAACAGUACCAGAUAGAUCAGGAAUGCUUGGUGACUCGGCCUGACUGCGACAUGCAUAACCGGUGCUGUGGUGGUAAAGCGUGGUGCAUCAGGGACAUUUGCGGUAUAAUUUGUGCAGUGUUAACAUGGCUCCUGAUAUUAUAUGCGGAAUUCGUAGUGAUGAUGGUGAUGCUCCUGCCAGGCCUUUCCACGUACCCAGUGUAUAGUUACAUUAACAUAUUCAUAUUCCAAAGCCUGGCAUUCCUUGCGUUCGCUUCGCAUCUCAGGACCAUGUUUACCGAUCCCGGUGCCGUUCCUAAAGGCAAUGCGACGAAGGAAAUGAUAAAACAAAUGAGUUUCCGAGAGGGUCAGGUGAUAUUCAAGUGCACCAAGUGCUGCAGUAUUAAGCCAGAAAGGGCGCAUCACUGCUCAGUCUGCCAGCGCUGCAUUAGGAAGAUGGAUCACCACUGCCCCUGGGUUAACAACUGCGUCGGAGAGAAUAAUCAAAAAUAUUUCGUACUAUUCACCUUUUACAUAGCGGCGAUAUCAAUCCACGCGGUGGGUCUCGCCGUGUACCAGUUCGUGACGUGCAUCCGACACGAGUGGCGAGACUGCAGUGCCUACUCGCCGCCCGCCACCGUCGUGCUACUGCUGUUCCUGAUCGCGGAAGCAUUACUAUUCGCCAUUUUCACUGCUGUUAUGCUCGGCACUCAGUUACAUGCCAUAUGGAACGAUGAAACCGGUAUAGAGCAGUUGAAAAAGGAGCAAGCCCGGUGGGUCCGCAAGUCUCGAUGGAAGAGCAUCCAGUCGGUAUUCGGCAGGUUCUCCAUCCUUUGGUUCUCACCAUUCACUCAACCUUCGCCCAAGACGAAAUUGGAAAGCUAUCUCUAUAGUGUUUAGUGUUUGUAUUCGAUAGACACGGAUGAGGAAGAUAUCGAGGAAGCAUUAGAGAAUUCGAAACAUUUGAAAGCAUAUUGAAUUGGUCGUACGUAACAGGUAUCGUAGUUAUACUUAGUGACCUAGCAAUGCUUCAGCUACUUGCAGUCAAUUGAAACUAAUUCAGAAAAGGUCAGAUGCCAUCAGAACAUAGCAAUAUGAGAUGUUUCCAUAUUUAAUUCUCUGUAUAAAUAAUCGCCAACUAUUGCUUGUAGCAAUGUCUGAUGAUUAAUUCUUGAACUUUUUUGACCUUAGAUCAAUUGACUUAAUGUUCUUCUCGUAGUUUCCUCACCCGUGUCCUGUGUGGUAUAGUAGUAUCAUCUCAUCCACACACUCAUUACAUACAUACAUACAUACAUCGUAGUGUUACAUAUAUCCACAAUUCCAUAUAUUCACAUCUCAAUGUAUUAUUAUUUAUAAUCAUUAUAGCUACUUGUCUUUAAAAACGAUUGAAAUUGACGAAAGCCAGCGGUCAAAUGUUGGUCUUUGAAUGCACCAUGUAAUCUUGCCUUUGAGGCCAACAUCACAAUAUUCUAUUAAUAUAAUUUAGUCACUCUCGUCUCACUAUGAUUGACUAUGACUGACAACGGAAUUUGUAGAGUAUAGAUAGUUAGGAAACCAAACGUCUGCAUUUACUAAUUUAAUUGUUACAAAUAUUUAUCACAAAUGAUUAAUGAUAUAUAAAAUUAUUCUGGUAUAGGUAAGGUUAUGAAUAAAUAGUAACUGAAACAUUUACAGAUUUAUACAGUUUCGAAAUGUAAGCAAGUAGGCGUGUCAUAUGCUACGCACACAACUCUCGUGAUGGUCUCGUGUGGAGCCACAUUAUUUUAACAUUAAUCUUAGGCCUCGAUGUUGUACUAAAUUUUUUAAUAAAUAAUAUUAUUAUUUAUCAAGAUCAUCGUAGAUCUCUUUAAUAUAAUAACGGUAUUAAGUUCUUGUGCUAUGAUAAAAGUUCAAAUCACAAAUUAUAUAUUAUUAUAGAUAAGUUAGCUAAUAUCUAUCUAUGCAAUAAAAUGAAUGCUUUAUCUUUCGUAAAGUAUUGCUUUUUGAAUGUAUCUUGUAACAAAGUUACUAUACGAGUUAGGUAUAGUGUAGGACCAAUGACAUGAUAGAUCUCUCUAUGCUCAUCUAUGAUGGGUGUAUCUAUGAACUUGGUUUUACCUGAAAUCAGAUAUUUGCCUUGACUGCAGAAUAAACCGAUAUUCUGUUGCGAAGCGCGUGCAGACUGGUCAUUGUUAAUUCCAUGAAGUUUUAAAAUGAAACUUUUGUUGUUGCGUAAUCAUGAUUAUUAUUAAUUUUAAAUUGAAUUGAUUGUGAUUGUAUUUAUUUCGUUGUAAUUAUUGCUUUCUUUAUGUUGUUAUUUACAUGUGAAGUUUAUUUCUUAAGUAUAAGCCGAGUAACGGCCGCGGGAACAAACGACUCGAUAGUUAUACAUAUUUUAGUUGGUGGUUUAAUGGCGAAGUAAUGGGAACGGUAGGUUGCAACGCUGUUGUGAUAUAUUAAGUGUAAUCUAAUUAACAUCUUUAAGUGAAAAUAUAAUUUUGCUUCAGUUUAAGCAAUAGCGGAUUUGUAUUAUCACUCAAUGAUAGGCUAACUUAACUUGUUAUAACUAUUGAUAGGUCAGUUUUGGUGUAUAAAUUAUUUGAACAAACGCUUAUCCUUUUGAUGCGUUAGUUGUUUUUUUGUAUUAUUUUGAUUCGUAUGAUAGUUUAAUUAAGUUUAGCUGGAACCGGGCGUUUCAAGUGAGAUAGGAGAAGAUAUCCUGUAGCUAUAUGUAAUGCAUAUUUAUCAUCAUUCCUCAUAAAUCAUUAUAAAGUCAGUAUGAGAAUUAUUUACAAAGUAAUCAAUCUCAAGGUUUUUAGGUACCAUACUAUAACAAUAAGUGUCGCAACUUUGUUGCUCUCCUCAUAAACUUAUAUUUCCAUUCAUGUCACGUUCCGUAUUUAUUCCUUGUUAGUGACGCUAAAAAAUAGUUUUCUUUAGACUGUAUAUUCAAUAUUUCAGGUGAUAAAUAUGCAUUAUUUGUGUAGGAGAGGGAGGUAUCUAAUAGAUUGCUUGCUCGCGCGCGUGACCGCCUUACGUUGCAGUAAAGCAGAUAUUUUAGCAAUAGCAAUACAUUCAGACCAUGAGUAGUUUCUAGAUAUGCUUCUAUUGACUGCAUAAUAAUUAGAUUUAAGCGUAUAUCGGUGAUUCUAUUAAGAACCUUUGCAAUAAUUAAGUGCUGUUUACAUGUAUUAUUUGUUAUUAUGUGUUAGCUAAGAUCUUCGUUUUUGGGAAACAAAUCAUUGAUGGCUUUAAUGUUUUAAGUCUCAAGCUUAGAGCCGAGAAAAUCUGGCUAAUAUUAAAAGAAAUAUUCGUAAUUUCGCGACUAACUUUGUUUGGUGUUACUAUGGUGAUUAUGUCAUCCUUAUUAGCUGUGUCCACAUCGGUCGAGCUUGUGGGGCGACCUUGUGAGUCAACUCUAUUUAUUUAGACGUGUCACAGUUCUACUCAGGCGCAUAUUUGUGCUCUUAUGGACUUGCAUACAAGGUUGUAAUUGCUUGCAACUUUGUUUCAAGUACCAAGUACCUAAAGUAGCCACAACUUCCUCUAUCUAAAUGAGCCCGAGCGAUGUGUUCACUGUCUACCUUUAUAGCUUCGUAUCAGUUUUGGAUACUAUCAAUACUAUUAUCCUUAUUCUGCAUACUCUUCCUAGUUAACUAUCAUCUUAGGAAGUUAGGACUCCUUUCAAGUAACACCAGAUCUCUUAAAUUAAACUUCAGAAAAUUCAGAAUACGCCAACCGGAGCCGUACAAAUGCACGAUAUUACAAACAUAUCAUAUCAGAAUAUUUGUUGCAUAACGCGAAUAUUUUGGUGAUACAUUCUGUUAGAUACUUAGUCGUUUUUAAAGCAAUAUUGACCUCUAUAUGUAGUCUGCUAGUAAGUGAUAAUAUAAAGUUUAGUAACUAUGCUCACUCCGGAUGGCUUACGUGAAUUUGUAUUGUGCUUAGCUUCGUGUUUGGCUUAAACAUAUGGCGGGAUUUGUAGUAAUUCUGGACUGUUUUUUUAGAAGACAAUGAACGGAUAUAACACUAUAAUAAUUGAGCCUCAGAACGCGGAAGGAAAUGUACCUCAGUAAUAUACUAAAUAAUAUUUCCAUAUAUUGAUUGUAAGAGCAGGCUGUCGCCUUCGUUCUAUCACUGUAUAGUGGCCGUAGGAUUUAGUAAAGUAUUUUCAUGUAUACAUAUUGUGAUGAAGGUAUAAUAGUCACAUAAUCAGUCAUAUUUACAACUUUUGCGGGUUUGUUACUAUUACUUACAAUUGUACUUCUUAAUUAAGCUUUCAAUUACGUCAUCGCGUAACGUUUUAGACCUAUGUUACAUUAGCUACAUAACUAAUCAUAUUCGAUAAUAUUUUAGCUGUGUAAGUUUAAAUCUAUAUAUUUGAUGGAAGCUAAAUAAUUAAAUAUUAUAAGUGAUGCAGUUUGUAGCAAUAAUCCGAUAUAUUAACAUUAUUUUGGAUAUUCAAACACUUAAUGUUUUUGUAUUAGGUACUAUAUACACGUGUACUAUAAUCGUCAUACUUAGUUAUUAUGUGACCUGUAACAAGUGAUGCGCUGCCGAUACAAAGCGUACGCCGUGCGCUUGUAAGUGAUGAGAUAUUAGUGAUUAAAGUUAAUGAAAUGUUAAGUCUCGACUCACAUUCUCAGGAUAGAAAAUAGCCAGCACUGAAAAUUGUGUCUUAUUUCCUAAAUAAUAGAGUAACACCAAGUUGUAGCCCGUUGUAGAUUUUUUCGUUAAAAAGCUAGAAUAGCAUGUAUUUGAUGUUUAUGGGAAGUUUCAGUGGGAACCUGAUUUGCUUAGAGAACCGCAUGCCAAAGUAAGGUUGAUGAUAUAUUUAAAUUAAAACGUGGCUUCGUUAGUGGCUUUUUUAAACAUAUCUUUGUCUCCCAAUAGGGAUGGUUUAACGUUCAAACAAUAAUUUUGACUUGUAAUUAAAAUGUAGUUUCUGUGAAAUUAUUUGUCUAUAUAAAAUGUAAUCGUUAGUAGAUUUUUGUGUAAUAAUCUUGUAUAGAACGCAUAUAGACAUACAUAUUUAUCUUCUUUUUUCUUAUGAAUACGAUCAGUUAGAUAUUAAUAUAUUCAACUUUAAUGUUUGUAAGUAAAUUCUGAUUUGAAUAGAUGCCGUCUUCCCUAAUUAUAUUAGCAAUGUCUAUAUUUUCUAUGUUAAUUUUGAAAGCCACUUUCGCAGCUGUUUUCGUAUGCCUUUAGCAGUUAAACUGAAAUAUGGUUCGUAUAAGGCAUUGGUGUUAGUUUCAGUCAUAUUCUGAACGAAAGCAGUUAUAGACAGGACCAGGCAAGCCAUAAUAAAUACGUUUUGUUCAGUCACACUUUGGAAGCGAGUUGGAUUAUAGGAAAAAUAUAUGGAAUUAAUUAAUUGUGGAACACAUGACUCCUUUCAAGUGUAUAUGAGAGAGUCUUGAGUUAGGUAAAGUAACGUUUAAAAAUAUAACUAGUCGCUUCCAACUUGUGGCUGAUCUGGGAAAAUUGGUAAUUAUUCAUUAAUGAUUGAAGAUCAAAUAAAAAUAUUGCAAUAUUUUCACUAAGAAAUUACAUUUAAGUCCAUUAUACCGACAAUUAGGUGCCGAUAUUUAAUUAGCUUAGUUAUAGUAGUAACUAUUUUCAUAUUAAUAUUCACAAUUUAUUGUAUCUACAUAAUAUAUCUUACUGAACAAAUAGUUUAGCUUAUUAGAUUAUUAUAUCAGUCUUACUUAAAACGGACAUUGAUUAACUUUGAGUGGAACAUUUUAAACCCCAAUUUCAUAUAUUUUGUAAUGUUUUAAGAAAGGUUUCGUGUACUCGUAAUACUUAAUUCUUAUGUGAUGUUUUAUUAACACUAAUACUUAAAGUUCGGCUGCGAUUUCUCUAUGAUAAGUAUAAUAGAAAGUCAGAAUAACAUUCAUGAUAUUACGAUGUUCUAAGUAUAUGUUGACAUAGUCAUUUGUCGCGAAUACUGCAAUAUUGUAUCAGAAUACAAAAUCAACAUGUCCCUCUUUGAACGGCUGCCUCUGAAAACAGAUGAAAGUAGAUAUACUUUAUUUUUAUAGUAUAGUACUCUGUAGGUGACUAGUAAUCACAUUCAUUAUGAUCGCAUGUACUCACAUUUAUAGCAUUAACUUAUAAUUCAUUUUAAUCAAACAUUGUGGAGGCUCUUGCACCAUACAUACAUAUAAUAUUUAAACUAGAUGUAAGGACUUAUGUUGUAUGUUUAUUUCGUAUAACUUUGGUUAUUGUAUUUAGAACUACUCAAGCUGAGUACACACCGGUCGACCAUUUGUCCAGUAUUAUAUUGUUUAUAACUUAUAAACAUAGGCAAUAGUAAGCACGGUGCAAGGAGGCCUAAAUAUUUAUUUAUUACUUAUUGCUUUCUAUCAUUAAGCUAUUACUACACUAAGCAUAAAAUACAUGAUAUAUUUUUUCGAUCGUAUUAAUUAUAUUUACGUAGAAGUGAAUAGGAUACAUUUCUCUUUGUAUAUACCUGUGAGGUUUUAUGUUGAUCACUGCUUGAGACUGGUUGAAUGAAUUUCUACGCUAAUUACAUUCUGAUAGAAUCUAUUCUCAGCUGCCUCAACAUUACCUUCUGAUUUACGCCUAUCAAUAUUAAUAAAAUAAAACGUAGUGCGUACUCUCUACGUUGCAAGUCGACUCUACGCUACUUUUUCGAAACAAAAACCCAAGCCAUGUUCUUUUCAAAUGCCCCAAUUUCUAUUGAUUUUGCUACCAUGUUUUGUCAAUAAAUAUUUUUACUGUUAUAAUCAAUGUACUUUCGAUUGUGUACCCACAUCCAAUUAAUUAUAUUUGAAAUCGAUAUUGUUUUUAUAGAAAUUGUAAUCUUCUACAUGCAAAUAAAAUAAUGUAGGUACCUAUUUUUUAGAGCGCUUAACAUAAUUUUAAAGUACCGUAAAGUCUUAUAACAAAUGUAUAAGCAAAGCAUCUUAUUAAUUCUCCCUUUGUACUGCAGACUACACGCAUAAUAAUCUUGUCAUAACUUAUACGCUUAAAACUGUUAUUUUGUCAAGGUCUCCUUGACAUUAAAAUCAAAGUAAUGUAACAAGUUACGCAACGUGACACUACAUAACUGAAUUUGCCAAAUCUGGGAGUAACUACUGAAUCUCACUGUAGACAAAACAUCUUAGAUAUUUGAUCUUUGCAUUUGGGUCAACGUUUUAAACACGCAUAAUGAAAUAUGUAGAGUAGAAUCGACUAUGUAUUAUCUAUAGUAGUAAUUGCCACUGCCCUUAGUAAACGAAAUUGUAUUGUAUAGUACAACUACCUGAUUAAACUAAACAACUAAAUUAAACAACCGAAAUGAAUCAUAUUUUGCUAAAAGACAAUGCAUCGUAUAAAUAAAUUAAUUAGUAAUAUAAUUGCUAAUCACAGACAUUCUAAAUUAUAUAGAACUACACAUUAAAGCAUUUUGAAAUAUCCUAGAUCCUAUAUGUCAUUUUUGUCUAUAAUUAUAAUAAGUUUUUGACGGAAUUUAUUUUCAUUAAAGAUAACAUGUGGGA
Messenger RNA from Spodoptera frugiperda (fall armyworm), 8037 nucleotides. RefSeq names its product palmitoyltransferase ZDHHC3. Lineage: Eukaryota; Metazoa; Arthropoda; Insecta; Lepidoptera; Noctuidae. The record is from RefSeq and is a predicted model, not a curated record. Bases 530 to 1453 code for a protein of 307 amino acids. Gene Ontology annotation, cellular component: endoplasmic reticulum; Golgi apparatus. The transcript is spliced from 6 exons. Gene Ontology annotation, molecular function: protein-cysteine S-palmitoyltransferase activity. Gene Ontology annotation, biological process: protein targeting to membrane; peptidyl-L-cysteine S-palmitoylation.